AUGAGGGCCGGCGUCCGGGCGUGGAAGCAGGUUUCGCUGCAGCGGCGGGCGUUCUCGUCCUCGGCGCGGAGGCUCGACAACUACGGCUUCAUUGGACUGGGCCAGAUGGGCUACCAAAUGGCCAAGAACCUCCAGGCAAAGCUGCCGCCGAGUGAUACGAUUCGUAUCUUUGAUAUCAACAAGGCCGCGGCGGAGAAGCUGGCGGGCGAGAUGAAGUCGUCGCAGGCCGGUGGAGCUGUUGUCGAGGUUGCGCAAGAUGUUUCCGAGGCUUCCAAGGAUGCGGAUACUGUCAUCACUGUGCUCCCGGAGCCGUCGCACGUCAAGUCGGUCUACGCCUCGAUCCUAGAGGGUGGUCUCUCGGCCCGUUCAAAGCCGCGCAUCUUCAUCGACUGCUCGACGAUUGACCCGUCUUCGUCUCUAGAAGUUGCCGGCUCUGUUGCGAAGCACGACGCACAGUUCGUCGAUGCGCCCAUGUCCGGCGGUGUCGUUGGAGCCACUGCAGGUACCCUGACUUUCAUGUUGGGCGCGCCCUCUUCCCUGGUCGAGCGAAUCGAGCCCAUUCUACUCCGUAUGGGUAAGCGAGUGUUGCACUGCGGUAACCCUGGUGCUGGACUGGCGGCCAAGCUUGCCAACAACUACCUCCUCGCCAUCAACAACAUUGGUACGGCCGAGGCUAUGAACCUUGGUAUCAAGUGGGGUCUGGACCCCAAGGUCCUCGCCGGCGUGAUCAACGUAAGCACGGGCAAGUGCUGGCCCAGCGAGGUGAACAACCCUGUGAAGGGUGUUGUAGAGACGGCGCCGGCCAACCGCGAUUACAGCGGCGGGUUUGGCAUCAGCCUGAUGCGAAAGGAUCUCAAUCUCGCGAUCGCUGCGGCCAAGGAGGCGAACGCAAAGCUGGAGCUCGCGGACGCUGCUAAAAACGUAUACGAGACUGCCGAGAAAGUUGAGAACUGCAAGGGCAGAGACUUUAGUGUUGUGUACAGAUAUCUAGGCGGCAAGGAGUAG
Thyridium curvatum is the source of this 1005-nucleotide messenger RNA. RefSeq lists its product as uncharacterized. The transcript is spliced from 3 exons. Gene Ontology annotation, molecular function: NAD binding; NADP binding; 3-hydroxyisobutyrate dehydrogenase activity. Gene Ontology annotation, cellular component: mitochondrion. Gene Ontology annotation, biological process: L-valine catabolic process. The coding region runs from base 1 to 1005 and encodes 334 amino acids. Lineage: Eukaryota; Fungi; Ascomycota; Sordariomycetes; Thyridiales; Thyridiaceae. The record is from RefSeq and is a predicted model, not a curated record.